GAAACUUCUGCUUCUGCCAUGGAUACCUGUGAAAACGCACCUUCCCUCGCAACUUCGACGAAACUUGGGGCUCUCUCUCUCGUUCAUCAAGAGAGAAAGAAACAACCCAUGAAACUCUUUAUGAGCAUCCAAUGACGGCAGCCAUCUUCACAUGACAUCUGUGUCUCUGAUCUGUACCUUGGUUGUCAACUGAUGCCCCAGUUUCCUUGGCCUCCAAGACCUUUUCCACGGCACACGCGCAAUUCAGGUGAGGUUCCUCUAUAAUAACCAUCUUCCCAUCUCAAACCAAAUCACACCCGAGUGCACACACACGCAUCGGCUUUUUUUCCGAACGUAACUAACGACAGAGAGAUGGCGGCGCGAGACGGGGCGGUGGCGUUCGAGGACUUCUUCCCGGUGAUGGUCGAGAGGCUGGGCGCGCGGGGGUUCAUGGAGGAGCUGAGCAAAGGGUUCCGCCUACUGAUGGACGAGGAGAAGCGGGUGAUCACACUGAAGAGCUUGAAGAGGAAGGCGUCCCUGCUUGGGUUGCAGGCCAUGACCGACGAGGACGCGAGGUCGAUGGUGCGGGAAGGCGAUCUCGACGGGGACGGGACCUUGGACGAGAAGGAGUUCUGCGUGCUCAUGUUCAGAUUGAGCCCCGGCUUGAUGAAGGGUUCCAAGGAGAUGUUGGAGGAAGCCAUUGAUUCUUCUUGACU
Syzygium oleosum is the source of this 695-nucleotide messenger RNA. Its product is annotated as calcium-binding protein PBP1-like. The record is from RefSeq and is a predicted model, not a curated record. The coding region runs from base 352 to 693 and encodes 113 amino acids. NCBI's taxonomy places the organism in Eukaryota, Viridiplantae, Streptophyta, Magnoliopsida, Myrtales, Myrtaceae. Gene Ontology annotation, molecular function: calcium ion binding. The transcript has a single exon.